AUGAAAAAGCGUUUAUCGAAUGAUGUAACAUCAGCCUUAUAUCGAGAUGAUCAGAUGUUGAAUAAUGUGAGUAUUUUAUUGAUAUUGAAUAAUGAGAGACAAAAAGAAUAUGCUCUCUUUUUUCAGCAUUAUGGUCAGAAUGGUAUAAUAAAUGGAUCAGUAUAUUCGAAUGGUUAUCGUAAUACACCGCCCCCAAUGCAACAACAGCAAAUUCAUGAAGUUCCCGUUAUGAAUUAUUAUUCAACUGAAGCUGGUCUUGGUAUCGGUAGUGAUCGAGAAAUACAACCAUCUCCAAUGUCUUCAAUUAACACACAAAAUGAUGGUCAUCGCCCUGCUCCGCCGCAGAUGGCUGCUUGGUUUGAUACAGACUUAUAA
This is a messenger RNA of Didymodactylos carnosus, 375 nucleotides long. The record is from the annotation of a GenBank genome assembly. NCBI's taxonomy places the organism in Eukaryota, Metazoa, Rotifera, Eurotatoria, Philodinida, Philodinidae.